UACAACCCGAGCAGCUUUGGGCACUCUUUGGCUUCAAUAAGGAUGAUGCGACCAAAAGGUAGUGAACAAUGCGGAAAAAUGGUGUCCGUGUCCGAAGGUUGAGAGCAGCCAUGUCAGAGGAGGCAGUGCGUCAGACGCGCAGCCAGAAGAGGGCCAUGGAGAAGGAUGGUGCUGGCCUUACCGGGUCCCCGGGAGACAUAGAUGUGAAACGGGUCAAGCUGGAGAAAGGGGACGCUGCUGGAAGCCCCCUGGACCUGGUUGGGUCCGAAAUGGAGGGUGUCAAGCUGAAGAGUGAGCAUUCUGCUAAACUGACAGCCAGCAUCCUUAAAACUGGGGAGGUGAAGGCUACUAUCAAGGUGGAAGUGCAGACAGGAGACGAGCCUGUUGAUAUGAGCACAUCUAAAAGUGAAAUCAAGAGGGAGCGCCAGAUGUCGUCGUCGGAUGACGUGAUUGUGUUAUCAGACAACGAGCCAUCCAGUCCCCUCAUGAACGGCCACUGCUUCACCAAGACAGACACGGACAAACUUAUGAGGAGUUCCCCUGAAGAAAGGGAGCAAAUCAUUAAACUGCUGAAAGAAGAACUAAGACUCCAGGAGGCCAAGCUAGUACUACUUAAGAAACUACGACAGAGCCAGAUCCAGAAGGAGAGCACGGCUCAGAAGUUGUCUGGCUCUGUGGCAACUCCACCUCCUCUGGUGAGAGGUAGCAUUACAUCAAGCAAAGGACCCCUCCAGGUGACGGGUCGCAGCUCAGGCACCGUGAUCCCCCCGCCACUGGUGCGAGGUGGGCAACACGUCCAAUCCAAACACAACUCUCAGACAGUCAUGCCGCCCUUGGUCAGGGGAACCCAGCACAUCGCUGGCCUGCGUCAGCAACCACAACAGCACAGCGGCUCGGGACCUCCUCCUCUUCUGCUGGCUCCCCGGGCCUCUGUGCCCAAUGUCCAGGUGCAGGGACAGAGAAUCAUUCAGCAGGGGCUCAUACGGGUGGCUAACGUGGCCAACAGUAAUAUCUUGGUCAACAUCCCACAGGCAUCUCCAACUGGCAUGAAGAGCUCGUCGGUGUCGCCCAACUCUGGCAUCAACGACUCGCCCGCCAGCCGACAGGCCGCCGCUAAACUUGCUCUCCGUAAGCAGCUGGAAAAGACGCUACUGGAGAUCCCGCCACCUAAACCGCCUGCCCCCGAAUUUAAUUUCUUGCCUUCUGCCGCCAAUAAUGAGUUUAUUUACUUGUUGGGGUUGGAAGAAGUGGUGCAAAAACUACUGGAGAUGCUUGGCAGAGGCAAUAUGGGUCCAACAGCCGGCAUGUCCAGCUCAAUUCCCAAAGAGCCAUACACCUGCACCCAGUGUAAAACUGACUUUACCUCCCGCUGGAGGAAAGAGAAGGCCGGGACUAUCCUGUGCAACCAGUGCAUGUCGUCCAAUCAGAAGAAGGUCCUGAAGGCCGAGCACACCAGUCGACUGAAGGCGGCCUUCGUGAAGGCACUUCAGCAGGAGCAAGAGAUCGAACAGCGCAUCCUUCAUCAGGCCACCACCUCCUCUGCCACGCCUGUCUCCAAAACCACCUCGUCCUCUCCGUCGCUGUCCAAAAGCGAUGUUCUGGUAUCUCAGCAGUACAAGCAGGUCAGAGCUGCCAUGCCGCACAGAUCUGUGACGGGCCACCACUCGGCCAUUAAACAGCUGCAGAGCGCAGUGACGGCUGCAGCCUUGGGCAGCAGGCCAGGUAAGCAUGCGGCCGCACGCCCGCUGCAGCAGGGGGUUAAGGUCAGCGCCGGCGGCAGCAACAGUAACCAAGGCAACAUGGCCACCUGGAGGAAGCAGACUAGCAACACCGGCGUCACUAUGGCCUAUGUGAAUCCCUCCGGCUUGACUGCGCACAAGACCAGCUCCUCUGUGGAGCGCCAGCGAGAAUACCUGCUGGACAUGAUCCCUUCCCGCUCCAUCUCCCAGGCGGCCAACACAUGGAAAUAAUGUGUUGUUUUGGUUCCCCCCCCACUUGUAAUAUCAAUGAUAGCCAUCAUGCACACUCCCAUCUAUAACAUUCUAAUUCUUUCUAUGGAAUUCUGUGGGAAAAAAAAAAAUCAUGCAGAGCCUGGAGAUGAACAAGAGCCCUUCCAUAAGUGUGGGUUACAAAGAUCAUGUCCAGUUUUUUGGGUGGUAAGGGUUUCUCACCAGUCUAGAUGGAUGGGAAUUACCACUGAAUUUUACAACUCCUGUCUAUGGAUUAGACAGGGAGAAGAUAUUAAGAUUAUUAUUAUUAUUAGAUACAGUAGACUACACCUUACCUUCCCUUCUCUAUCCGGUGGGUGAACUGAUUUUGGAGGACCAUCGCAAACUUCAGCUUUGCAAAAAAAUAAUAAUUACAAAAUAAAAUUAAAAAAAGAAGACUGUAAAGCUGCACUUCCAGAGAAGUGUGUAGAAUUGUUUGUAUGGCUGAAUGUUUAGGAUUUUCUCUGUUCAGGAUUAUUAUGCGCUCAUCCGCCGCUGAAUUUUACGGGCUCGCGUUACUGUUGAAGGUGGUUUUACAUCUGCCGGUUUCCACAUUGUAGCCGACUUUUAAAUACUUAAUAAAGAUAAACAGGUUUCACUGACUAAUGUAAAAAAAACUAUUGUUGAAUAAUGUACAAAACAACCCUUCCAAAGAACCGAGUGGAGCCUCUCUGAACAUGAUGAUGGGGGUGGUUUUGUCACAAAUCUCGUUUGUGACAGGCAUUUCUUUUUUUUUUUUUUUUGCUUUUAGUCCGAGGUUGUGGUGCAUUAUUUUCUUCUCUAGACAAAAAACUGUCCCCGGGUUUAUUUAUAUGGUCACUUUAGGGAAAGUAUUAUGGAUCUCCUUUGGCAUUGUCCUUCAAGAGGAAGCCUUCAGAAUGUAGGAUGCAAACGAACAACCUCGUCAAUCAGUCUUUUAGAAAGUUCACUUUGCGCAUUUUAUCAAGGACGAGUCACUAAACGUCAUCGUACAAAAAGGAGAACCCCCUCUGCCGGGUUUUUACGACCACACUGACAUCUCCACUUGUACUCGCUCAUGGAAACAUCUCUUCAAAGGCAAAGAGAGAAUAAAACCGUGUGCAUUCCACUACCAGGACUUCUUACAUACUGUAUCAUCACUUCCUGCUUUGAUUUUGGACUCCAACCUCCGCAUCUUCUAGCGACAUCCCAGCUCGCGUCUCAACAUUCCCACAAAGUAGCAGCAGCCGGCCGCAUCUUGUGGAUGCAAGUGACACGAUCUCAAAUGAACCCUGCUGUUGCCACCCUUGUGUGAAGUCGGCACCAUUCCGUUUGUUUUUAGAGGGGUGGUGGUGGCCCCAAUCCAUACUGUAAAGAAAAUUACGUAUGAGGAGAUAUUUAGUUUUUUUUGGAUUUUUGUUUUCUCUCCUGCUCCAUUAAAGAACAAUAAAACAAAUUUUAACCCCUC
Molecule: messenger RNA, 3414 nt
Organism: Nerophis lumbriciformis (worm pipefish)
Lineage: Eukaryota; Metazoa; Chordata; Actinopteri; Syngnathiformes; Syngnathidae
Gene: gatad2ab
Product: GATA zinc finger domain containing 2Ab
Biological process (GO): negative regulation of transcription by RNA polymerase II
Cellular component (GO): NuRD complex
Molecular function (GO): zinc ion binding; sequence-specific DNA binding
Source: RefSeq, a predicted model, not a curated record